AUGGGGGGCAAGCUGGUGGGCCGACUGUGGGUCGGCGGCGUCCUCUCGCUCAUCUCCUUCAUCGGCUUCUCCUCGCAAAUCUGGGUCGUCCUCCCCUCGUACGGCUGGGACUGGACGGAUGCGGAGCUAUGGCGGAUACUGGCACCCUUCAACGCGCUCCUUGCGCUUGUCUUCCUCAACUACGGCUUGACGGCGCGGACUGAUCCCGGCACGGUGCCGCAGGGGUGGGAACCUGACUGGCGGCUGGUCGAGGCGGGACAGGUCGAGGUGAAUAAGCGCACGGGCGGACCGAGGUUCUGCAGGACUUGUCGAGUAUACAAGCCGCCUCGAGCCCAUCAUUGUCGGCAAUGCGGACGGUGCAUUCUGCGGAUGGACCACCACUGUCCCUGGGUGAACAACUGCGUCGGCCACCACAACUACGCUCAUUUCCUGCGCUUCCUCUUCUUUGUCGACGUUGCGUGUUCGUACCACCUGUGGAUGAUCUCAACACGAGCUUUCCAGAGCCUCGCUUUCAGCGGCAACCCAACGACAACUCAAGUCGUGCUCCUCAUCCUCAACUAUACGGCCUGCCUUCCCGUCCUUAUCGCAGUCGGCAUCUUCUCGCUCUUGCAAUUCUGGUCGCUCUUCACCAACACCACAACGAUCGAGUCGUGGGAGAAGGACCGGGCGGCGUCGCUCAAGCGGCGUGGGAAAAUUCGAGAGUACAAAUACCCCUACCACCUCACCUACCUCCAGAACAUCCAGUCGGUGCUCGGAAAGAACCCGCUCUUCUGGUGCUGGCCGCAACCGACGCCGGGAGACGGACUGGCAUACCCAAUCGCGCAAGGCGCAGAUGCGAAAGACCAGCUCGCUUGGCCACCUCGCGACGAGUUCCAGCCGUACAGCCGGAAACGAGCUCGCCCUCUCCCGCCGCCUGAAGAAGCGUUCACGUACGGCAACGACCUCAACCCGGCGCUUCUGCACCACCGCGAGGCCGGUGUAACGCAAAUUGGUCAAGCUGGACUCGAAGAAGCCGAGGACGCGGUCGACAGCGGGCUCAGGCGGCGACAGGUCUUGGCGGGAGCAGCACGUCGGCCACCGUACCAGGAGCAGGACGACGAGUCUGAAGGCUCUUCGUCGUACGACGAGACGACGAGCGAGGAGGACGAGGAAGACGAUGUCCCGCUCGGCACGCUUGCAGCCCGACGAGCUCGCGCAGCAGCAGCAAGCGGUGGCGGUGUUGCGGCUGAGGAGGAGGCCGCUGCGGACGAGGAGGAAGAGGAGGACCUGGAUCCUGAGCGAGUCGUCCGGAUUCGGCGCGGAAGCGAGGGCUACGAGAUUCGGCCGCGACUGGCAGAUCCUUCCUUCCAAGAUCGCACACCAGCUUCGAGGGAUGACACGAGUACGGAUGAUGAGGGCUGGGAACGGGUUGAGCAGGAGGGCGAACUGCCCACCGAAGCCUCUCGCCCGCAGGCGACGGAAGACUCGCUGCGACGCAGGCCGUCGCGCGUGUUGUACGUGGAGGGAGACUGA
Messenger RNA from Rhodotorula toruloides NP11, 1512 nucleotides. RefSeq names its product palmitoyltransferase PFA4. The record is from RefSeq and is a predicted model, not a curated record. NCBI's taxonomy places the organism in Eukaryota, Fungi, Basidiomycota, Microbotryomycetes, Sporidiobolales, Sporidiobolaceae. The coding region runs from base 1 to 1512 and encodes 503 amino acids. Gene Ontology annotation, cellular component: endoplasmic reticulum membrane. Gene Ontology annotation, molecular function: protein-cysteine S-palmitoyltransferase activity. The transcript has 7 exons.